AUGCCAUCGAAGGACCAAAUGACGACCAGAUUCAAGAAAGAGAGCUCUCGUACGCCGACGACCACUCUCAAGAGCGUCCCAGAGACGAACAAUCUUCUCGGAACACAAGUUACUCCAGACUCGGACCAAGGAAUCAGAAAUCAAUGCUCAUUUCCGGAAAGAUGGAUCAAUAAAACCGAUCAGAAUUCGAAAGAAGAAGCUGGCCGGCAGAUGGAAGUAUGCGAAUCCCAUAGAAAGGAGCAACUGACUCCGGACACGGUGCAUUUGCAAACAAAUUCAGGAGAAUCAGCUGUCUUCUCUUAUCGAAACUUUCGUGAUCUGGCAGGAGAACCUUACCCCGUGGAGUUCGAAUCAGAAGGGUGGCCAAAAAUGCGUUGUUACCACGUUGUGUCAAUUGGAUCGCCCGAGGUUCGAACUCACACGUGGCUUCUACUCCAAGACGUGAAUUGUCCAGAUAUAAGAUACUUGACUAAAGUCAACGUACAAAAUUGGAGAAGAUUUCUCACUGUAGACGACAAGGACAACGAUGGAAAUUAA
This is a messenger RNA of Caenorhabditis remanei, 537 nucleotides long. RefSeq lists its product as uncharacterized. Lineage: Eukaryota; Metazoa; Nematoda; Chromadorea; Rhabditida; Rhabditidae. The record is from RefSeq and is a predicted model, not a curated record. The transcript is spliced from 3 exons. Bases 1 to 537 code for a protein of 178 amino acids.